AUGGAAGUGGCGGCUGGUGGUGCAGGUGGCGCUGGAGGUGAAGGGGUUGAUCAGAGGAAGCAGUGCCGUAGGACUGGGUCCAGAGGAAACUGGAGGUGCAAAUCAGAAGCUAUUCCUGGCAAAACUCUCUGCCAGAGGCACGAAAUUGAAUACAAACGUUUGUAUGAGAGGAGGAAAAUGAAGAAAAUCCAGCUGAAGGAAAAUCAAGAAAUGGGCGGUGGAGGAAAUUCUAACGCUGUUACUGUAAAUAGGGAUGUGGGUGGUGAUGCGGAGGUGUCAGCGGGCAAGGAAAAUCAGAUAAUUGAGGGCAGAGAAAGUGAAGGGCAACUAAGCGUGGUUGUUGAGGGAAAUAGGGGUGAAGAUGGUGCUGCUCUCGUGGCAAAGAAGAAAGGAAGGCCAAAGGGUUCUAAGAAUAAGGAGAAGAAGAGAAGUCAUGAAGAAAAUGAUGAUAUUGUUAGGAUUGGAAAAAGAGGGAGGCAAGAGAGUUCUGAAGAGGAAAAGAGAGUUGAAAUUGGGAAUGAAAUCGAGGCAAUGCAGGUGGCCAAUGAUGUUAAGAAUGAUGAAGGCAGUGAGGAUGAAGUGACAAUUGUUAGUGUCAAUAGAAAAAGGGAGGAUUUAGGUACAGUUGGGUCCCCGCAGUCGGCAGGGAUUGUUCAGAACGAGGAAGCCCCUAGAGAUCUCGGCAUCUAUGAGGAUAGGGAAAUUCCUAUGGAGGAUAGCGGUCAAGUUGUUAAAGGUGUUGCAAAGAAGGGGCGGCCGAAGGGGUCAAAGAACAAGCAAAAGGUUGUCGUGACUGAUGAUAAGGAGAUGCCAGUUCGAGUUGAUAAAGACGGAGAACCCCUUGGAGAUGGGAUUUUGAAGAAGAAAGGAGGCGGCGGGAGGCCAAAGGGUUCCAAGAACAUAAAGAAACUUCUACCUAUGAUUGACCAAAACCAGAAAAUGAAAGGUUGCAUUGUUGAUGGAGAAACACAUACAUUGUCCAGCGACGUUGAUGGAGUCUUAGGCAAAAAUUUUGCUGGUGAUAAUGAGGGCGUUGGGACUAUUAAGAGAAUUGACGAUCAUGGUAGUGCUCUUAGUAAUGAGCUUUCUGAUGGAGUUAAUCAGAAGGGUAAACGAGGGCGACCCAAGGGUUCAAAAAAUAAGACGCCUUCUGAGAAGGAAGGGCGUGGCAGGCCCAAGGGCCUAAAGAAAAUUCUGCUGCCAGUUGGUUCUAGCGAAGUUCAGGUGUCUUCUGAACGGUUUAAUGUCAGUUUUGAGAAUUCUCAGGAGAAAGAGAAACCUCAAAGGACAUGGGUUGCAGAAGAUAAUGAAUUUGCAUGCAUGGGGGAGCAAACAAACAACCCAUCAAUUGUGGGAAUGUCGGAUGCCACCAAACAGAAGGAGCACCGGGGAUCAAUGUGUCACCAAUGCUUGAAGAGUGAUAAUGUUGGUGUUGUCAUCUGUUCAAAAUGCAAGAAGAAACGUUACUGUUAUGAGUGCAUUGCAAAGUGGUAUCCGGAGAGGACAAAAGAAGAAAUUUUGAAAUCAUGCCCGUUUUGCUGUGGGAAUUGCAAUUGCAAAAUUUGCCUUCAAACAGUUUUACUCGAAAAGGGUUGUCAGGAAGAAACCAAUGAGAGUAUCAGACUGGAAAGGUCCCUAUACUUGCUUGUUAAAAUUCUACCUGUCCUGAGGCAUAUACAACAAGAGCAGAGGUCUGAGCUAGACAUUGAAGCCUGCAUACGUGGUGUUCAAUUGACCGAGGAUGAUAUAGAGGUUGCAGUAUUUGAGGAAGAUGAUCGGGUAUACUGUGACAAUUGCAAGACUUCCAUUGUCAAUUUCCACCGAAGCUGCCCGAACCCAGAUUGUUCUUAUGAAAUCUGCCUUGAUUGUUGUUCUGAACUCAGAAAAGGUAUUCAGCCUGGAAGUAUUGAGGCAAAAACUCUUCAUGUCAAUGGCCAUGUACAUGACAUGUCUUUUGACUUCCCUAAAUGGGAAGCAAAGAUUAAUGGCAGCAUACCAUGUCCUCUCAAAGAGCAUGGUGGUUGUGGUUCCAAGGAUCUAGUGCUCAAACGGAUUUUUGACGCUAAUUGGGUGGAUGAAUUAAUUAGGCGUACAGAGGACCUUACGUCCGGUAUCCAGUCAACGGAUAUUGAAUUUUCUCAAAAAUGUUUUUUGUGCCUUGUUAAUCACUCUGCUCAAGAUGGUAAUACUCGUAUGGAAGUAAGACAAGCAGCAUGGAGAGAAAACAGUCAAGAUAACUUUCUUUACUGUCCUAAUGCUAUUGAUCCGGGAGAUUCUGAGUUUGAACAUUUUCAAAUGCACUGGAGGAGAGGUGAACCAGUCAUUGUUAGAAAUACACUGGCUAAGGCAUCGGGUCUUAGUUGGGAGCCAAUGGUGAUGUGGAGGGCCUUCAGACAUGCAAGCAAAAAAUUAAAAGCUGAGAAUUACUCUGUGAAGGCUAUUGACUGCAUGGAUUUGUGUGAGGUUGAGAUUAAUAUUCACCAGUUUUUUAGGGGCUACUUAGAGGGCCGUAAGCAUCUAAAUGGUUUGCCUCAAAUACUGAAGUUGAAGGACUGGCCACCUACAAGUUUGUUUGAAGAAUGUUUACCAAGGCAUGGUAGUGAAUUCUUGACCAUGCUUCCAUUUAGUGAUUAUACCCAUCCAAAAUCUGGUAUUUUGAAUCUUGCUACCAAGCUCCCCGAGGGUGCCUUAAAACCUGACUUGGGACCUAAAACUUAUAUCGCCUAUGGAUCUUCAGNGGUCACUUUUAGGCAAAUUUUAUACCUGAUGUUGCUGUAA
This is a messenger RNA of Fraxinus pennsylvanica, 2778 nucleotides long. NCBI's taxonomy places the organism in Eukaryota, Viridiplantae, Streptophyta, Magnoliopsida, Lamiales, Oleaceae. The record is from the annotation of a GenBank genome assembly.